Molecule: messenger RNA, 2739 nt
Organism: Galendromus occidentalis (western predatory mite)
Lineage: Eukaryota; Metazoa; Arthropoda; Arachnida; Mesostigmata; Phytoseiidae
Product: tetratricopeptide repeat protein 39B
Exons: 11
Coding region: 295-2262 (655 amino acids)
Molecular function (GO): protein binding
Source: RefSeq, a predicted model, not a curated record
AACUCUCUCGAAAGAGCUCGUACCGAGCAUCCGCAUCUAAAUUGUUCGAGUUUUCGAUCAACCGUUCUGGGUCGAACGCAGUACAAAUCCGCCCCCUUUCGUUCGUUUCAACAAGAAGAAAGGAUCCGUCUGACUGGCAAGGGCCGCGGCUAUGUGCAGCCGAAAGACGCAACUGAAAGACGCAGCCAAUGAAUAGCAGCGGUAGCCACUUCGGCUCCGGACGCGACGCUGAAAGUUAUUUUACUUGUGCCCGACUGUGAAUUCUGGACUCGAAUCUAACUCCGAUUAGUGGAAAUGUCGUCUACUGCUGUGGCCACACCAGUGCCGGAUGAAAUCCAGCUGCCGACCGAGACUUUCGAAGCUGUCGAGAUCAAAGGGGACAUGGGUAGCAAGGAGGAUACGCCGAGCCCCUCUUCGAUGGUCCUCGAAGCCGCUGAUGAAACAUGCGACGGACUACAUCUUCUCCUGACGAACCAGUUCACCGCGGCCUUGGAUAAAAUGCGCCCUAAGGCGCACGACAGCAUUUACCAUGCCUUAGGCCAAUCUACCAUAAUGUUCAUGCAGGCCGUCCUCACGCUCGACAUGGUCGACAUCAAAGCGGCACAAGAAGCUAUCCGCCAGGGCGUUGAGGUCUGUCAGCGCUAUCGACGUCGCACGAGUGCUGUCUACAGAAUGCUCAUUCGACCCGACUAUAAUACGUACACGAUCGAAGAGCUGCAUGCUGAGCUCUGCUAUGCCGAGUGUCUUCUCGAAAACGCAGUUUUGACUUUCGUAGAAGAUCAAUCGCUUGUCACCUUUAUAAAGGGAGGUCUCAAAAUCCGUUCGUGCUACCAGUCAUACAAAGAAUGUAUGCAGAUGCUGGCAACGCGCAACUGGGAAGACUCCCGAGAGAAGAAGCACUUCGAAAGCGGCGUCCACAUGGGAGUCGGAGCAUUCAACUUGAUGAUCUCUCAACUCCCGACUCGAAUUCUGAAGCUUCUUGAGUUCAUUGGCUUUUCGGGCAACAAACAAUUGGGCCUCAAAGAACUCGAGAUCGGCUGUCGUCAAUGGGACACCCUCCGAGGACCGCUGUGUAGCAUCGUGCUGAUAACGUACCAUACCUUCAUUCUCUUCAUACUCGGGUUGGGCGACGGAGACCUCGACCUCUCCCAGGAGCUCGUUACGGGACUGUUGAAGAAAUACCCGAACGGAGUGCUGUCCAUGUUCUUCCAGGCUAGACAAUAUCAGGUCCGCGGGUUGAUCGACAAGGCGAUUACGCAGUAUUCGGAGGCCAUAUCCGCCCAGAAUGAGUGGGUUCCUUUUCACUACAUUUGCUACUGGGAACAACUCUGGUGCUACACGUACAAGGGCGCGUGGGACGAUGCCAUCAGGACGGCCGAUGUGCUACUCGAGGGCUGCCGCUGGUCGAAAGCAUGCUAUCAGUACAUUCGCGCCUGUUGCCUCUAUUCGAAAAUGCUCGAGGAAAAUCGACCGGAACUCAUGGACGAAGUUAUCGCUAACAUGCGGAACGUACCCGGCUUGAAGCAGAGGAUCGCCGGCAAAUCGAUUCCCAUCGAAAAAUUCGUAUGCAAGAAGUCUGAAAAAUUCUUGGCACAAGGCAACCGUCUCCUGUUGCCGGCCGUGGAGGUUAUGUACAUGUGGAACAGUUUCCCCAUGAUCGGAAAGAACCAGGAACUCUUGCUCAUGAUCCGCGCUCAGAUCGAGGCUGAACUUCCAAGACUCAAGCAGCUGAAAGAAACUGAAGAAGGUUGGGCUGACGAUUACUGUCUGAUCAUUUUCUUGAGGGGAGUCUGCAUGCGCUAUAAUGGAGCUUUCCAGCAGGCAGAAGAGUGCUUCAAGGAAGUUCUCGCGAAUCAAGCUCUCAUCAAGGACGACACCUAUCUGCCUCCCUUCGCAGCCGCCGAAUUGGGAUUCUUGUACCUUCUGCAGAAUCAGUUCGAGAGAUCGCGGGAAUACCUCGACAUAUCACGGAACAACUAUCACGACUAUCUUUUAGAAUCGCUCGUUCACUUCCGCAUCCACUCGGCAAUCAAGUCGAUGAAGUCUUCCGGGUUCUCGUCAACUCCCACAACACCAUCUCCGAGCUCAUCCCCCUUCCCGUCACCUAUAUCAACGCCCGUCCACCCGUCAGGUCAGGUCAUCGGAAAGUUCCCGUACCUGAGCACGAGCCCCGGCGUGGUUUCGGUGGCUGACAAGUGUCCACUAGCCGCCGCUAAAGCCGUCAACAAUAAUGGCAACGUACAAACCACCGUUAGCGAAUAGUCUGCUCAAGGACACUGCACGCGCUCACCGAUCGAUGGAUUGAUUCUAUGAUUGAGCGAAGCUCAUCUGGUUCCUAAAUUCAUGCAUUUCAUCAGAGAACAGUCAUCAUGUAGUCAACGAGAACGGCCGAAAAAAAUAUUAAAAAAACACCGGGAAUCAUUAGCCACCUCUCCUCCGCGGGGAGGAGGAGCAGAUAGAGAGAGAGGAAAACUCACUCAGCAAUCCAUGGAUCUAUUCCGUGCUAGGCGGGCAUGAGCUGGUGGGCGGAUUGACGCAAGUUGUAUGUAGGAGCUCGAGAUCUGACGUCAGCGUAAUCGAUUUCUCAUUCGAAGAUAGGAGUCAGACAAUGUUUGAAGCCACCAAGGUGCCUUUUCCUCGAUAUGACUUGCAUACCUAUGGACACGUCGGUGGCCAUAUAUUCCAUUAUUCGGUUCGAGGAGAAGCCGACAGACAUCCGGGGACCUGUGGGGAAAUAGA